Salvelinus sp. IW2-2015 is the source of this 921-nucleotide messenger RNA. The record is from RefSeq and is a predicted model, not a curated record. NCBI's taxonomy places the organism in Eukaryota, Metazoa, Chordata, Actinopteri, Salmoniformes, Salmonidae.
GUGGGCUCUCACAGGGAGGAUGGMAGCGUGGGCAUGCGUGGCAGCCAUCCCAUCGGACCCAACCAAGUGCCAGUCCCCCAGCUGCCCCAGCAGUCUGCCACGUCACCAGAUCUCAACCAGACUGAUACAUACCGGGCUCUCUCCAGUGGUCUCCAGGGCCAGAGCGCCUCGUCCAUCUCGUCAGAGAUCAAGUCGGAGGAUGAGGGGGAUGAGAACCUGCAGGAUGCCAGAUCUAUGGAGGCCAAGAAGGAGGAGUCCGACAACAAGGACCUCAAGUCUAUUGAUAGGUCAAGAUCUAGCAACGCGGAUGACGAGGACUUGUCUCCGGAGCAGAAGAUCGAACGCGAGAAGGAACGCAGGAUGGCCAACAAUGCCCGAGAGCGGCUCCGUGUCCGYGACAUCAACGAGGCUUUCAAGGAGCUGGGGCGUAUGGUGCAGCUGCACCUGAAGAGUGACAAGCCACAGACCAAACUGCUCAUACUGCAUCAGGCCGUGGCCGUCAUACUGAGUCUGGAGCAGCAAGUCAGAGAGAGGAACCUGAACCCUAAGGCGGCGUGUCUGAAGAGACGUGAGGAGGAGAAGGGCUCGUCGGACGGCGGAGCGCUCUCUCCCUGGCCGGGCCGCACCACGCCAUGGGGGACGCCUCCAACCCAAUUGGGACAAAUGUCCAAGCUCCCGGAGUUCAUCAAGAUGAUGAGUGACCACUUCCUUUGACAACAUUCUCCUAUUUCCUGAACCAAUCAAUCAACCGAUCACGUCAAUCAACGAUCGAUCGAUCUGACCACCUGAUCUGACCAAUGUCUUGCCCUGACCACCUGUCUUUUGUCUUCUGUAGAAAUAAAUGAACCCAAAUGUAUAUUGGCUAUGGAACAACAUAACAGAUAGUACAAUACUACAGUAACUACAGUACUACAGAUACUA